Messenger RNA from Paramisgurnus dabryanus, 3263 nucleotides. It is a transcript of the gene crhr2, whose product is annotated as corticotropin-releasing factor receptor 2. The record is from RefSeq and is a predicted model, not a curated record. NCBI's taxonomy places the organism in Eukaryota, Metazoa, Chordata, Actinopteri, Cypriniformes, Cobitidae. Gene Ontology annotation, molecular function: peptide hormone binding; corticotrophin-releasing factor receptor activity; corticotropin-releasing hormone receptor activity. Gene Ontology annotation, biological process: adenylate cyclase-modulating G protein-coupled receptor signaling pathway; long-term synaptic potentiation; cell surface receptor signaling pathway. Gene Ontology annotation, cellular component: plasma membrane; dendrite; axon terminus.
AGGGAGGCAGACUCACUGUUGUUGUAACCUUCUGAAACCCUUAUUUCUGCUCGGCUCAAAGCAUUUAAAAGAAUGGACGCGUCCCUGUUCCAGUUCAUCAUCAGGGAGUUCGGCGAGCCCAACUGUACUCUUUUGGAUGCUUUACAAAACACUUUCUACGACAAUUCAUCGUUCGCUUUGAUGAAUUUCGACGGUCUCUACUGUAACGCCACGACGGAUGAGAUCGGAACUUGCUGGCCCAGAAGCAACUCUGAUCGUGUAGUUGAGCGACCGUGUCCGGAGUACAUCAACGGCGUCAAAUACAACACUACUAGAAGUGCAUAUAGAGAGUGCUUGGAGAAUGGCACAUGGGCUCUGAAGAGUAACUACUCCAACUGUGAACCCAUUUUAGAGGAAAAGAGGAAAUACCCUAUGCAUUAUAAAAUAGCCCUCAUUAUAAAUUACUUUGGUCACUGUAUAUCUGUCGGAGCUCUAGUUAUCGCCUUCAUUCUCUUCAUGUGCUUAAGGAGCAUCCGAUGCCUUCGCAAUAUAAUCCAUUGGAACUUAAUUACGACGUUCAUUCUAAGGAAUGUAAUGUGGUUUUUGCUUCAGUUGAUUGACCACAACAUUCAUGAGACCAAUGAGCCCUGGUGUCGUCUCAUAACAACAAUCUAUAAUUACUUUGUGGUGACCAAUUUCUUCUGGAUGUUUGUGGAGGGCUGUUAUCUCCACACAGCUAUUGUGAUGACAUAUUCCACAGACAAGCUCAGAAAAUGGGUCUUCCUCUUCAUCGGAUGGUGUAUACCGUGUCCAAUAAUUGUAGCGUGGGCCAUUGGAAAGCUUUACAGGGAAAACGAACAAUGCUGGUUUGGGAAGGAACCUGGAAAGUAUAUAGACUACAUUUAUCAAGGGCCUGUUAUUCUAGUUCUUCUUAUCAACUUUGUGUUCCUGUUCAACAUUGUACGCAUUUUAAUGACAAAGCUAAGAGCCUCCACCACAUCUGAAACAAUACAAUACAGGAAAGCUGUGAAGGCAACUUUGGUACUGCUGCCGUUGCUCGGUAUAACGUACAUGCUGUUCUUUGUGAACCCAGGAGAGGAUGACAUAUCUCAGAUAGUCUUUAUCUAUUUCAAUUCAUUUCUACAAUCGUUUCAGGGAUUCUUUGUGUCAGUAUUUUACUGCUUUCUUAAUGGCGAGGUGCGUUCCGCAGCCAGAAAGCGCUGGCAUCGCUGGCAGGACAACCAUGCUUUGCGAGUUCGAGUGGCAAGGGCUAUGUCCAUUCCCACAUCGCCCACCCGCAUCAGCUUUCACAGCAUCAAACAGACCACGGCAGUCUGACCUUUGCACGAUUACUUUUGCUCAUUUAUAAUUCAGCCACACAGAUGGACUGCAAGUGUGUGGCGCGCUGGCGCGAGACGCAGAGUGAUUGUUUGCCUUUCUGAUGGCCUGAUGGGUGUCUUCCAGUAACCUGUGAAUUUAAUUUACGAAUUUUAAAAAACGUCCUUCUCAAUCAGCCGUCCUUACCUUUUUAAUUAUACACUCUCAGAAAAAAUGGUACAAAAACUGUGACGGUACCCUUUAAAAAAGGUUCUAAUCUGUACCAUUUACUGUAUAGAUAUACCUUUGAGAUCCUAAUAUGCACUCUUUAAGUACAAAUGUGUACUUUUUUGUAAGGGUACCGUCCCAGUGAAAGCUUUUGUAUCUUGAGAGUGUAACUAAAAAGUUUCCCUUUGAGCAAAUCAAAUGGUAUGUCACCAUAUAUCAUCUGGUUUAUUUAUUAAUAAUUUUUUUAUAAUAUGUUGGCAAGCAUACUGUUAUACUUUUACAUUUUUUAAGAAUAUUCUUUUUCUGAUACCUUACAGUACAUGUAUGUCUUGAACCGUCACGCAAGCAAAUAUGAAACCCCACAAUUUCCUAAAACAGAAAUCCUUUUAUAUCUUUUUAAUAUCUGUAUCUGUCGUGUCCUCUAAUGCAGAUUGCGAUCUGUUUACGCUUCUAAUGUACCGUGAGCCCUGCAGUAUCAUUCAAAUUCAUCUGUGGAGAACAGAACGUGCUUUUACUCAGCCAAUCUCGCAGGUGUUCAUAUCCCUCUGUUCUGCCAUUUUAGGCUGGUUGGUCCUGCAGGGACCCGUCCUAAGCCAGUGAACUCUGUCUGGCCUCUGUGGAACAGCUUCCUUAUUCGCAAUGCAUGACAAAAUCACCUCAUAUAUGAUAGUUCCUGGCAACAUAGGCUUAAGUCUACAUUAUAACCAGAGAAAUGAAAGUAGGAUGCAUGAUCAUGAAGGAAACUGGGAUGCUGAUAGAUGAGAAGAAAAGUAAAGAGUGGGCAGAGGUAAGAUUAAAUAUCAAGAGAUAUUAGACUUUCUUAUGGUAUGACCCCCUUAAGUUCCACCAGAUUACUUUUCAACAGCUUUUGAGCCAUGAUUGUGUGUUUGUGGUUGCUUACAAGCAAGGGUAUGUGUUUUUAGAAAUAUUUCUGGACCUGCGGUUUAGCUUUUUGCCCAAAGCAGUUUGCAGAGCCUCUCCCCCUGGCUAAACUGUGGCAGAACGUUUGAUUUGUUUCCAUAGGCCCAGAUUUCUACAAACUUUGUGUCAGCGACCAAAAUCAAUUGUUGACUCAAAAAUGAAAAUAAGCCGAUAUUUAAAUGGCACUUUUCCAUUGCAUAGUACCCCAGGGUUUGGUUUGGGUCAGCUUACUUUUGGGAGCUUUUCCACUGGGUGCAGUACCAAUCCUUUUUUUUAGUACCACCUCGGUUGGUGUUCCAAGCGAGCCGAGCUGAUACCAAAACGUGACGCGAAAACAUUGUAGAUUACUGAUUGGUCUGAGAGAAUCGUCACUAUCAGCAUCAUCGCUACUGUAUAAUGUAAAAGAUUAGCUUUACCUUCAUGCUAGCUGCGCUGUCUCGAGUAAACCUGUUGUCAUCUGUGCUCUGCUAUAAGUUCCCAAACUCCCUUUUAGCGAUGAAAAACAUCCACAGGUUGUGAAUCAGGAACACCAUAAUAGCUUUUUUCCAGACUUGCAGUUUGUGGCAGCACAUUUGCGAUGCACACGUCCGCAUAAUGCUUAAAUGGAACUUCAAUGAGGCUCAGCUCACCUUCAAUGAGGUCAAUUUUUAUUUUGUGGCGGACUGAGAAAUAAAUAAAUGUAUGGGAAUGUACAAUGACGCUCUCACUUGUAUGAUGUCACAGCAGUAGGCAGCGCAAAUAUAACGACACGACACGCCCCUCCCACUGCAAAGUGUUACUAAACUCGAUGGAAAAGCUAACCAAGCCAAAGUGAGCUG